Messenger RNA from Leptosomus discolor (cuckoo roller), 971 nucleotides. The record is from RefSeq and is a predicted model, not a curated record. NCBI's taxonomy places the organism in Eukaryota, Metazoa, Chordata, Aves, Leptosomiformes, Leptosomidae.
AGGGUGUCCUUCUGUUAUACUACUUAUUUAUCACUGAUGACGAUCUUUAACAGCAGGUUGGAGUGAUUCCUCUCAGGUGAGCAGUCCAGAACGAGACAAUGAAACCUUUAACAGUGGGGACUCGGGGCAGGGAGACUCCCGCAGCAUCACCCCUGUUGAUAUGCCUGUGACAAGCCAAGCUGCCACCAUACUACCAGUGCACGUCUACCCCCUCCCGCAGCAGAUGAGAGUUGCCUUCUCUGCCGCUAGAACAUCCAACUUGGCCCCUGGAACUCUAGACCAGCCAAUUGUGUUUGAUCUGUUGCUGAACAACCUUGGAGAAACUUUUGAUAUCCAGCUUGGUAGGUUCAACUGCCCAGUGAAUGGUACAUAUGUCUUCAUCUUCCACAUGCUGAAACUGGCUGUAAAUGUUCCCCUGUAUGUGAAUCUCAUGAAGAAUGAAGAGGUCCUAGUGUCAGCUUAUGCAAACGAUGGGGCUCCUGAUCAUGAAACGGCUAGUAAUCAUGCAGUUCUGCAGCUGUUCCAAGGAGAUCAGAUCUGGUUGCGCCUGCAUCGGGGAGCCAUCUAUGGAAGUAGCUGGAAAUACUCUACCUUUUCGGGAUACCUCCUUUAUCAGGACUAAAAUCCAGUGCUAUGUUUACAAAAGAGCUGCUCCAAACACCUUGGUGGAGGGGGGUGGGACUAGCUUUGCACUUACUACUGACUUUGUAGAAGAUAUGUGGUUCCAUUAUUGGGGGAAAUGAUGGUCCUGUUGUGCAAGGUGAAAUCAUGGAGUUGGGGUACUGAAUCAGCACUAAUUUGGCACUUUAUCAGUUGUGAUGUAGCCUUGCUAGUAAAGCUGUGAAUGUAUAUUGUUUGCACUUACCCUAAACUGUAUUAAUGUCCAGCUUACUACACUAUUGAUUGCCUCAAGUAUGGGCUAUUCACAAUGCCUUGUUGUGCCUCAAUAAAAAAGUUAAUAUGCAUUUUAG